This is a messenger RNA of Staurois parvus, 338 nucleotides long. Lineage: Eukaryota; Metazoa; Chordata; Amphibia; Anura; Ranidae. The record is from the annotation of a GenBank genome assembly.
GAAUAAAGCCUCCAAUCGCACCGCACACAAAUCGCAUGUGAUUUGUACGGGAAGCUGGCGCGGUUCUUGUGCGAAUCACAUGCGAUGUACUGCACGUAUGUGAACCCGGGCGUACAGAGAUGCAGGGGCGGACUGACAACUCAUGGGGUCCCCGGGCAAUAGGGGAUCAUGGGGCCCCUGUGUCCUUGCCCAAACUCAAAAAAGCCUAUGAAAAAGGUACCAGGGGCAUCUCAUGGGGCCCCCUACUGACCCCGGGCCCUCGGGCAGCAGUGCCCGAGUUCCCAAAUGGUCAGUCCGCCCCUGGGGGGGAGUGAUCCUUUGAAAUGUCCUCUUCCAGU